GAAAAGGCAAAAAAAAAAAUGCCUUUUAAAUGUCUUGUUGAUGUUGGUUGUAACAGGAUUUGCCAUGUAUCUUUCACCCCUUAAUCAUCUUUUGGGUUGUCCUUUGAAUCUCCUCUACUUUUUCUCUAAAUGUCCUUGAAUGUUAAGGAGGCCUCAAAGGGUCAAGAGUGAGCUCUGAGGAGCUCCCCUGUGCACCUCCAUAUGAUUCACUGUCUGUCUUCCCAGUGGGAAAGUGGACUUGGGGAACAGGCAGUCUGCAGUUGAGGUCCUCAUUCUAAACUCAGAGCCCAGCACUCCCUGGGGGUUCCAACUUGGAAGUGUAAUCUUGGGUGCACUGCCCUCUGUGCUGUGCCUAAUGCUUCACAUUCCUGGGACAGUGAUUUCUAACUGGCUGUGGAGCUGCUGCCCUGCUUUUUUCUCCAGGGUCCUUGGAGGCUCCUUUUUUCCUGUGCUAGGCUGACAGAUAAAAUGAUCGCUGGGGUAUCUGGGGUCAUUUCCACUGCUGUGGUUGGAGCUGUGAACCCAGGCUGUGUCAGAGAAGACUUGCUUAAGUAUAAAUGAACCUGUCAGAGCUGAACCCAAGGUCCCAGGGUCAUCUGCAGAGGAGAGGUGGAACUCCUCAAUCAGUGCCUGCUCCCUCUCCCCCUUGAGAAAUCUAAACCAACUUGACAUUGAAAUGGGGUGGUAAAUCGGGAGUGGGUGUGGCUUAGGGGAAGCAGCAUCUGUCCCUGGUGACAUGGGAGGCCUGAUAGAGUGGUCUGAACAGACCUGAAGUCUGAUUUCACUGUGACGUCUGGACAAGUGACUCAACCUCUGAGCCUGUUUCCAGCUAUAAAAUGAGGAGAGAUAAACCUACCAAAUAAGGUUCCUUCAGGCGUUUAAGUGAGGCAGCACUCAAUCCCAUCUCCUAAUUUCUGUGACAGAGGAUGCAAGAAGAUAGGAUGGGUGUGUGCUUGAUGCAGGAGAGGGAGGAGGUCGAAAAGAGAAGGUGAUAAGAGCUAUAUCUGUACACCAUGGCUAAGCAGUGACAAGAAUACAGAGAGGUGUAAAUGCCAAGGUGGGAGAUGAGAAGAAGGAGAUUGGGAAAAAAGCCUGGGUUGGAAAUGAAGUGUGCUUGUCCUGAGCUUCUGGGAGCUCAACAUGACAACCAGCUUCUCCAACACGCUUCCCCUUUUAAGAUGGUGAUCCAUAGAGCUAGCAGGCCUUGUUGAGCUGGAUAUGCAAGAGUAAUAAUAGUAAUAGCAUUAUCGAGCCAGACUGGGGAGUAGGUUCUGUCCCUGCCACACCAAAGUGUUUCUGAGAAGAGUCGAGAGCCCAGGAGUUGGUCCGUAUCCUUCCUCCAUCAUUCACUCCUUUUGUACUGUCUCUCCAAUGGGAUGGUAAACUCUUGUCUCCCCUCCUCCAUGCCUAGCAUAGUGCCCUGAACUUUGGUGUUUAGUAACCAUUCAAGCAAAAGCAAGUGCAUUAUUCUGGAACAUCAAGUGCAUCUUCUCCUAUUCAUUAAGUGUUGCCACUGACCUAAAAGUUCUUUCCAAGACAAGUCUGGAGAGCUCCCUGGGAGGAGGAGGGUGCUGAAUGUUAGAGAGUCCUAUAGGUCUGUUGCUUCCUGCCACAAAAUAAUUGGGCUACAAAAUGUCAAUUUAUUAAAAAAUAGGACAGUGUGGCUAUUCCCAUUUUACAGUUGAAGAAGGUGAGGGUCAAAGAGGUCACAGAUUUUUGUAUACGGACUCCUGGCUUAGUGCUCUUCACUCCCCUGACCCAGAAAUCUGCCUCCUGGCCAACUGAUGGGCCGGGUUCCCCCGAGCAGGGCUUGGGUCGGGAGGAGCCCCGCCAUCCAUCAUUCUGCAUGCGCAUCCCGAGCACCUGCUGUGAUUUGCAGAGACCUGGUGAGUGCUGGCUGUGAGAGAGCAGAGACCGGGUGAACACGGUCAGAUUCCCCGGGGGGGAAAGCUGACAGGCAUUUUAUGGAGCUCCUUCGGUGCCUGGCACUUUGCUGGGCACCGUAACGCCUGUUACAUGGGAGGAGGUGUCCUUGCCCCUAUUUCUACCCUGAGAGAGAGAAAGUAACCAUUUUACUGAAAAGCCAAGAACCACUGGGAGUGGCGAGGAAGGGCGGGGCCAGCUCCUCAGCUUAAGGUGGUGGGCUUGGGUCGGAACGCCCGAUGCAGCAGUGCCCACAUGGGGGCAGCGGUGCGGACCGGCGGGCCGUGGAGGGACCCCAGACCUGCACCCCUGCCCAAGGGUUUCGGGGAGGGCGGGGAAGGGGCGGCAUCCGGCGCUCCAGGGGCGGGUUCCUUCGGAGCAGGCUCCGCCUCCAGGAGCGCGGGUUUAAAAGGAGGGAAGGCGCGCACCAAGCACUGGAGCUGCGGCCAAGUGCACCUGAGCAGAGGUGCGGCCGGGGCCCAGCCAUGACCCUGCGGGCUAGGGGCGCUCGGCUGCUGGGAGGCCUCCUGUUCUUCACUCUGCUCGCUGCCGGCGCCGCCCCGCUCAGCUGGGAUCUCCCGGAGCCUCGCAGCCUACCCGGCAAGAUCCGAGUGCACCCGCGAGGCAAUCUCUGGGCCACCGGUCACUUCAUGGGCAAGAAGAGUCUGGAGCCCCCCAAUCCAUCCCUACUGGGGACAACGCACCACAUCUCUCUGAGGGACCAGAGACUGCAGCUGAGUCAUGAUCUGCUCAGGAUCCUCCUGCAAAAGAAAGCUCUGGGCUUGAGCCUCAGUGGCCCAGCAUCUCACACCCUGGAGGCUGCUGGUGCAAACGCUGGAGAAGUGAUGCCACGAAUCAGGAAGACUCCACAGCAUGGCUUAGGCUGUGCACCACAGAGAAGGCUCUGAAUGGGACCCUGGUGGUCCCAUCAGGAUGUAAAUCAUGGGCUCAAAUAUAUGUAACCCCAUUACUGUGAUUUCUGGUUGAGUUGCCAGGAAUAUCACCAAUGCAGAUGCAAAUGAUGUCCCUGCUGUAUGUCUUGCUUCCCUGUUGAAGUUGUGAAUAAAAUCCUGCUCUUUACAUAGA
Messenger RNA from Phacochoerus africanus (Common warthog), 3009 nucleotides. It is a transcript of the gene NMB, whose product is annotated as neuromedin B. Gene Ontology annotation, cellular component: neuron projection. Gene Ontology annotation, biological process: positive regulation of hormone secretion; neuropeptide signaling pathway. Bases 2163 to 2831 code for a protein of 222 amino acids. Gene Ontology annotation, molecular function: neuromedin B receptor binding; neuropeptide hormone activity. The record is from RefSeq and is a predicted model, not a curated record. Lineage: Eukaryota; Metazoa; Chordata; Mammalia; Artiodactyla; Suidae. The transcript has 3 exons.